AUGCGCGCAAGGAGAAUUUGCGUAUUCACGAUCGCGGUCUGGAGUCUCGAUGUCACCGUCGAGCUUCGAUACAGCACGGCUUCUGCAGUCUCGUAUUUCUCCACCGAUGCCUCCCACUGCCUUCGCGACGCGCAGCGCCAUCUCGCCUCUCCCACCGCUCAAAUUCUACCACCAUCAGUUCCUUCCUCAGCAUUGAUACGAUUUCAUACCUUCUGCGUCGUCAACAAAGAAAGUGGGCCGUCGAAAGGGGGAGUCACGAUGAUUGGGCGACGUGCCGACCCGCGAUGUGGCGUUGAAUACGAGAAUACGACUACAUCAUCUCUGCCAACCCCUCCACUGUACCGCGCGAAAGAAUUCCACCAGGACGAGACAUGGCCGAAAAUACACGAAGAGAAGAGGGGGUGGAUAGGGGUUGUCGAUGGGAAAGAGAACAGAAUAUCUUCGAACAUUGGCAAACACCAGAAGUCAAUUAGGGGUGUAAAUAAUACAACAGAAGAGAAGUAG
Hyaloscypha bicolor E is the source of this 504-nucleotide messenger RNA. RefSeq lists its product as uncharacterized. The record is from RefSeq and is a predicted model, not a curated record. The transcript is spliced from 4 exons. NCBI's taxonomy places the organism in Eukaryota, Fungi, Ascomycota, Leotiomycetes, Helotiales, Hyaloscyphaceae. Bases 1 to 504 code for a protein of 167 amino acids.